Messenger RNA from Psammomys obesus (fat sand rat), 2271 nucleotides. RefSeq names its product keratin, type II cytoskeletal 1-like. Gene Ontology annotation, cellular component: keratin filament. Lineage: Eukaryota; Metazoa; Chordata; Mammalia; Rodentia; Muridae. Bases 1 to 1848 code for a protein of 615 amino acids. The record is from RefSeq and is a predicted model, not a curated record. Gene Ontology annotation, biological process: keratinization; intermediate filament organization. The transcript is spliced from 9 exons. Gene Ontology annotation, molecular function: structural constituent of skin epidermis.
AUGAGUCGACAGUGUAGUUCCAGGUCCAUGUGCCUGAGCGUUGGCGGCGGUGGCAGGGGCUUCAGCUCCGGCUCCGCAGGCCUGGUCAACUUCCAGCGCCGGUCCACCAGCUGCGUGCGCCGCAGUGGAGGCGGUGGUGGCGGUGGGAGAUUUUCAGGAGGAGGAGGAGGAGGAGGCUUCUGUGGGAGCUCUGGUGGCGGGGGUAGCUUUGGAAGCAGAAGUCUCGUCAACCUUGGAGGUGGCAGGAGCAUCUCCAUGAGCGUGGCCGGGGGUGGAUAUGGUGGCUUUGGUGGCAGCAGCUUCGGCGGCGGCGGCGGUGGCGGUGGUUUUGGUAGCGGUGGUUUUGGCGGUGGCAGUUUUGGCGGUGGCAGUUUUGGUGGUGGUGGCUUUGGCAGUGGAGGUGCUUUUGGUAGAUUUGGAAGUGGUUUGGGGCCUGUCAUUCCCCCUGGUGGCAUCCAUGAAGUCACUGUUAACCAGAGCCUUCUCCAGCCCCUCAACAUGGAAGUUGACCCUGAGAUUCAAAAGGUGAAGUCUCAGGAGAGAGAGCAGAUCAAGUCCCUCAAUAACAAAUUUGCCUCCUUCAUCGACAAGGUGCGCUUCCUGGAGCAACAAAACCAGGUGCUACAAACCAAAUGGGAGCUGCUGCAGCAGGUAGACACCACAACUCGGACCCAAAAUUUGGAACCUCUGUUUGAACAAUAUAUUAGCAACCUCAGGAGGAAUGUGGACUCACUGAAGAGUGACCAGUCACGGAUGGAUUCUGAACUGAAGAACAUGCAGGACAUGGUGGAAGACUACAGGAACAAGUAUGAGGAUGAGAUCAACAAGAGGACAAAUGCAGAGAAUGAGUUUGUGACCAUCAAGAAGGAUGUGGAUUCAGCUUACAUGAACAAAGUAGAACUUCAGGCCAAGGUGGACACCCUGAAGCAGGACAUCGAAUUCUUCACAACACUCUACCAGAUGGAGCUGUCCCAGAUGCAGACUCACAUCAGCGAAACCAACGUCAUCCUGUCCAUGGACAACAACCGCUCCCUGGACCUGGACAGCAUCAUCGCCGAGGUCAAGGCUCAGUACGACGACAUCUGCCAGAGGAGCAAGGCUGAGGCCGAGAAUUUCUACCAGAGCAAGUAUGAAGAGCUGCAGAUGACUGCUGGAAGACAUGGUGACAGUGUGCAGAGCUCCAAGAUGGAGAUCUCUGAGCUGAACCGAGCAGUCCAGAGACUUCGAUCUGAGAUUGAUGGUGUCAAGAAGCAGAUCUCCCACAUGCAGCAGAACAUCAGUGAUGCCGAGCAGCGUGGGGAGAACGCGCUCAAAGAUGCGCAGAACAAGCUGAAUGAGCUGGAGGACGCCUUGCAGCAGGCCAAGGAGGAGCUGGCCCGCCUGGUGCGCGACUACCAGGAGCUCAUGAACAUCAAGUUGGCCCUGGACUUGGAGAUCGCCACCUACAGGACACUCCUGGAAGGAGAGGAGAGCCGGAUGUCUGGAGAGUGCACCCCCAACGUGAGCGUGUCCGUGAGCACCAGCCACACCAGCAUGAGCGGAAGCAGCAGCCGCGGAGGCGGCGGCGGCGGCGGCGGCGGAAGAGGCUCCGGAGGCAGCAGCUACGGCUCCGGCGGCGGCGGCGGCGGCGGCGGCUACGGCGGCGGCUCCGGAGGCGGCAGCUACGGCGGCAGCUCCGGCGGCGGCGGCUACGGGGGUAGCAGCGGGGGCCACAGAGGGGGCUCUGGAGGGGGCGGCGGCAGCUCCGGAGGCAGCCGGGGAGGGUCCAGCUCCGGCGGCGUUAAGUCCUCGGGUGGCAGUUCUAGCGUGAAGUUUGUGUCCACCAGCUACUCCCGAGGGACCAGAUAGAGAGGUGCCCACCAGCCCGCUAGCUCUCCCUUCCCCCCACGACCAAAUUUGCCUGGCAAGACCAAGAUCAAUUGCACCAGCCUUAUUGGAGAAAAGAGCUAUGGUUGAUGGCACCGAUUCAGCCUAUUUCCCCCGCGCUUUCUUUUCCGAGUCCCCUGGUAGCGACUCCACUUUACGUUUUCCUCGAGAAACAGUUCGGAACUGCCACCACCUACAUGACAUUUCAAAGAGGAGUCGCUCCAGGGCUUCUUUGCCCAGCGCCCAGAGCACGCUCGGUGCUUCGGGCCGCCCUCAGCAUCCUGCAUCCCGCAGCACGCUCCGCUGCUUUUUGGUUUUGUACAUAAGGUGUUUGCUAGUUUGUCUUUUGUGGAGCACCCUGAAACUUUCCCGCUUCGUUUUGCUGCAAUAAACCGCAUUUGAAAU